Molecule: messenger RNA, 1524 nt
Organism: Penicillium pulvis
Lineage: Eukaryota; Fungi; Ascomycota; Eurotiomycetes; Eurotiales; Aspergillaceae
Product: cation diffusion facilitator family transporter
Exons: 4
Coding region: 1-1524 (507 amino acids)
Biological process (GO): transmembrane transport; monoatomic cation transport
Cellular component (GO): membrane
Molecular function (GO): monoatomic cation transmembrane transporter activity
Source: RefSeq, a predicted model, not a curated record
AUGAGUUCACACUCUUCCUUCCUUCCAUUGUCUUCUCCACCCGAUUCACCCAGUCUCCUACUACCCCGGCGCCCCAGUCUAGAACCCGACCGCGAGAUCCUUACGACCCGCGGUCAACGCAUAUGGACAUUCCUACCCAGUCGCACAUCCAGCCCAGCUCUACAAGACCUCAGCGAAGGGUCCGAACCACCAAACUCGGUACACCGAGGCCCCUUGCUUAUUGGACAGAAAAAUGCCCGCUAUGAAUGGCAACGCUACUACCGAUCGCCCGAGUCAUUAAAGGGUCUGCGAAAACCACUGCGAGAAUACUACGAGAAGAACAAUACCCUAAUCUCCCAAUAUCUCUACAUCGAUCGCCUACUGGAUUCUUCUCUACCCCACAACCUGAUCGAAGACUACAAUGGAUGUCAUCACCAUGCGCCAGCAGAACAGGACUUUCUCGAGCCAGAUGCCAAUCCGAUAGAUCAACGACCUGGUAAAUCCACCAAAGAAUCCAGAAUCAAGCGCACGCCUCACAAUCUAUACCGGAUCCCCGAUGAAACUGCGCCGUUACUCUCACCACCAGAGGAGGAGCCAAGUAUCUACAAUUCCAUACCAGAUAUCGAGUCACACGGCAGCAUGUCGCCAGAAAAAGAAGAAAAGCUGAUUAACCUAGCUGUCCGCGUCAACUUCGUGGCGAAUGUCGUCCUCCUCGGUUCCAAGAUCGGUGUCAUGGCCUUGACAAGCUCCAUGUCCGUUCUGGCAGGUCUUGUCGAUGGAGCACUUGAUUUUCUCAGUACGGUGAUCGUCUGGGUUACUAUCACCCUGAUUCAGACGCAGGAUCGCAACCGGUACCCGAUUAGUCGACGCAGAUUGGAACCGUUGAGUGUGUUGGUGUUCUCGGUUAUUAUGGUCACGUCCUUCUUUCAGGUUGCACUCUCGUCCAUCAAUAGGCUGAUUGGGGAGGAUCAUGCUAUUGUUGAGCUAACGAUGCCGUCCAUCGUGCUUAUGGCUGCGACGGUCAUUAUAAAGUUGCUUUGUUGGAUAUGGUGUCGUUCGAUCCCUAGUCCGAGUGUGCAGGUGCUUGCGCAAGAUGCCAUGACAGAUGUCAUAUUCAAUACUUUUAGUAUUAUCUUCCCAUUGAUUGGCGCAUUCGCACGUCUUUGGUACCUGGAUUCACUAGGAGGUGUUUUCCUCUCCAUCUAUAUCAUGUGGAACUGGGGCGAGACGGCCGGCGAGUAUAUUCGCCGUUUGACGGGUGCAGCCGCCUCAGCCACCGAUCACAGUAUCCUGCUGUACAUGACUAUGCGUUUCUCGCGAGUAAUUCAAAAAGUGCAAGAUCUCAAGGCUUACUACGCUGGCGAUAAGCUCAAUGUCGAGGUAGACUUGGUCGUCGAUGAGCGGACUAGCCUUCGGGAUAGCCAUGAUGUAGGAGAGAGCCUGCAAUACAUUCUGGAGAGUGUGCCGACCGUGGAUCGAGCCUUUGUUCAUUUGGAUUAUGACGAGUGGAACCUUCCAAGCCAUAUGAACCAGCUUGAUCGUUGA